Molecule: messenger RNA, 791 nt
Organism: Drosophila hydei
Lineage: Eukaryota; Metazoa; Arthropoda; Insecta; Diptera; Drosophilidae
Product: glutathione S-transferase 1-like
Exons: 1
Coding region: 59-721 (220 amino acids)
Biological process (GO): glutathione metabolic process
Molecular function (GO): glutathione transferase activity
Source: RefSeq, a predicted model, not a curated record
CAGCUGCGAACGGCUUUCAGUCAAUUGCUCGCACUGAUGCGAUUACAUCUAUAGAAAAAUGCCAAAGGUCGUGCUAUAUGGUAUUGACAUGUCCCCGCCAGUGCGGGCUUGUUUAGUAACACUCAAAGCACUGGAGGUUCCGUUCGAGUAUAAAGUGGUUAAUUUGGGUACAGCCGAGAACCGCUCGCCAGAAUACUUGAAGAUGAAUCCACAAGGCACGGUGCCAGUGUUGGAUGACAACGGUACAAUCGUAACGGACUCGCAUGCCAUAUGCAUAUAUCUAUGCGAGAAGUAUGCCAAGACAGAUGCACUUUAUCCCAAGGAUCUGUUGAAGCGCACAGAAGUCAAUCAGCGCUUGUUCUUCGAUGCCAGCGUCAUCUAUAAGGCGCUGUGGAAUGUGAGCAGUGUCUUCUGGAUGCGGGGCAUCACAGAGGUGACCAAGGAACGGACAGACAACGUUCAUGGAGCCCUCCGUUUGACAGAAGUUCUUCUGGAAAAACCGUACAUUGCUGGCGAUGCAUUGACCAUUGCUGAUUUCUGCUGUGCUGCCACUGUCUCAUCCAUGCCAGCAGUUUUUGACAUUGAUCCACAGAAAUAUCCGAAGAUCACCGCUUGGCUUGCGCGUCUCAGCAAGUUGCCUUACUUUGAGGAAUUCAACAAUAAGGGUGCCAAGGAGUAUUCAACAUUCAUGAGAAGCCAGUGGACCAAAGUGGAGCUCUAAACUAACUUAUAAGAAUAUCUAUAUGGGAAUAACUAUCGUUUUUAGUAAUAAAAAAAUUAUGUAUAUUAAA